AUGAACACCACCCCGUACGAGCUUGAAAACGGCAAGUAUGCCACCAGCCAAGGUGAGAACGUCGACCAGAACGGCAUCCUCAUUGGUCAGUGGAAGGCGGGGAUCUUUGCGUGCUUUGAUGCGUGCGUCCCCAACUGUUUGAUGGCGUGGUGCUGUCCGUGCAUCUCGUACGCGCAGACGCGCCACCGCUUGAACGGGUCCUUCUGGAGCUCGUGCUGCCUCUUCACGCUGUGCCUUGGCCUCCCCAUUCUCUGCAUCCGCGGUGAAGUCCGCGACCGCUUCCAGAUCCCCGGCAGCUGCUGCGAGGACAUUUGCUGUGCGUGCUUGUGCCCAACCUGUGUCCUCGCGCAGGUUGCGACGCACACGGAAUCGUACACGCCGGGCUCGUGCGACUGCAGCCCCAAGGACGUCUUGCUUGGCUACAACGCCUAA
This is a messenger RNA of Saprolegnia diclina VS20, 432 nucleotides long. RefSeq lists its product as hypothetical. Bases 1 to 432 code for a protein of 143 amino acids. The record is from RefSeq and is a predicted model, not a curated record. The transcript has a single exon. NCBI's taxonomy places the organism in Eukaryota, Oomycota, Saprolegniomycetes, Saprolegniales, Saprolegniaceae.